AUGGAGAAGCACAAGUGCAAGCUUUGUUUUAGGAGUUUCGCAAAUGGAAGAGCUUUGGGAGGUCACAUGAGGUCUCACAUGAUGAACCUACCCGUUCCACCGAAAGAGAGCGAGUUCGUCCCGGUUCAACUCAGUUUUGAGGCCGAGUCAUCCCCUUCUCAAUCCUCUUCUUCCUUCUACGUUCUCAGAGAGAAUCCCAAGAAAAGUUUCCGUUUUGCAGAUCCUGAAUUCUCCUUCGCAGCAGACACAGGCUCCGUCAUCCUCCAAGAUAGAGAAAGCGAGACCGAGUCAUCCAAGAACCCAACUCGGAAACGGUCCAAGAGAGCGUGGCAACUCGGAGAACCCCUAAAAAGGAUGAAACUUUGUGAAAAUAAUAGCAAGAACGAAUCUGCUAGUUCUGCUUCGGAUACCACAACGGAAGAAGACUUGGCAUUUUGUUUAAUGAUGCUGUCUCGUGACAGGUGGAAGGGGUAUGAUGAUCAUAAAAGCAUACAACAGUAUAAUGAUGAGAUUGAAGAUGAGGAUGACGAUGACGAUGACGAAGAAGAUGAGGAUGAAGAUGAGGAUGAUGAAGCAAAAAAUGGUUAUGAAUCCGAGGAGAUGAAAUCUGUUAAGAAGAGUAACAAGGUGCGAGGGAGGUACAAAUGUGAAACGUGUAACAAGGUGUUUCGAUCUUACCAAGCUCUUGGUGGGCACAGAGCGAGUCACAAGAAGAUGAAGUUGAACUGUGAAACCGAGGUUCAGAAAGCUGCACUUGAACUGGAGCAUGUUGCUACGGCGGAGAAGAAAAUCCACGAAUGCCCCGUUUGCUCUAGAGUCUUUGGUUCGGGUCAAGCCCUUGGUGGACACAAGAGAACACAUGUUAUAGGUUCUUCUGCAACUACUGCCACCGCAACUGUUAGAACUUCUGCAGCUGUUUCGGUUAGAGCUUCUGCUAGAAUGGAAGACAGUUUGUUAGAUCUUAAUCUCCCAGCUCCAAUGGAUGAUGAUGAAGAUAUUAGCCAGUUGGAUCACUCUGCUCUUUCGGAUGCAGAGUUUGUCAAACAGUGA
Molecule: messenger RNA, 1050 nt
Organism: Sphenostylis stenocarpa
Lineage: Eukaryota; Viridiplantae; Streptophyta; Magnoliopsida; Fabales; Fabaceae
Source: the annotation of a GenBank genome assembly